Molecule: messenger RNA, 1072 nt
Organism: Capsella rubella
Lineage: Eukaryota; Viridiplantae; Streptophyta; Magnoliopsida; Brassicales; Brassicaceae
Source: RefSeq, a predicted model, not a curated record
UGAAGCAUACCAACGGAGUCAGAUCUUAUCUCUGUUCUUUGAGUACUUUCCCUUUUUAACAAAUUCAUUACAGGCAAAAUUUGAUAUCGUAACGUUGAUGGAGAAAAUUACAAAGGAGGAAAGGAGAUCAAGCAGAUGUCUUCCAAGUUUUCGAAGCAUAUAUCGAAGUAAGAGCAAGAGUAAGAAAGAGGCAGCAGCUGCAAAAACCAAGGUAGAGGCUGAGGUGAUCAUUGCAAAACAUGAAGAGAUGAUGAAGAUUGAAAACUGUUGGGAAGGCGGCAAGUCACCUGUAGAGUACGGUUCGAACAUAAGUGAGGAUUUGCUUGGAGAGGAAGUCACCGAUGAGGAAACUGAGGAAGAAGUAGAGGUAUCAUUUAUAUGUAAAGAGGAAGAUAGAGAACUUCAGAUGGUGAUGGUUGUGGUGGAAGACAACAAGUCGAACUCUUCGAACGAAAACAGUAGCUUGCUUGAUAAAGAAGUAAUCACGGGAGAAGGCAGCAUGGAAAUGGCAGAUGACAAAUGUGACAAAGUUCUAGCCAUUCAUGAAAUCUUAAAGGUGGUGGAAAACGAAAAGGUUGAAAAAGGAGAGGAGGAAUCAACAGAUGAACAAGGCUCAGAUAACGUUGAUGGCAUUCAAGAACCAAUUAUACCAAUUCCAAUAAAACAAGCAAUUACUCCGCCAAUUUAUGUGCCUUCGCAGCCACCUUCGCAUCAAUACUUUCCAUACCGUCACCCGAACAUGUACCAAAAUUCAUGUGGUCGAACGAGGUCUAAGAAGGAUGGCUUUCACAAAGUGAAGACGUUUGAUCUGAUAGGAGUAAUAAAGAGUAGCGAUAAGGUCAAAUCAAUUGCUUGGCCCUGAUUUUUUCUAACAAAUAAAUAAAACUCCUAAGCUACUCAAAUUACAAAAUCCUCUUAAAGACUUGUAUAAUUGUAUUUCAAAUCACUUAAAGAUCUUAUUAUCACAGUGUUUGUAUAGAAUUUGUACGUGUGCCUUAAUUAUACUUGGUUCAGUCUUUCCUACAUAUGACUUGCUUUCCAAAAUGCAACAUGAACUACGUUUAUCACAAAA